AUGGCCGGCCGCUUCCCCGUUCUUUCAACCUCCAACCUCCCUCUAGCCUCUUCCACAGAGCAAUCCGCCACGGCGUCUCCAGCCCGCGGUAGCGCCAUGCUCAACUCCAUCUUCAAAUCCGUGCGAGUUCCCGAAUUCCGCUUCAAAUGGCAAUUCUGGGCAGAAAAAGGCCAGCAAUCUGUGCCAUCAUCCAAUGACAAAUCUUCCACCUCGGAGGAUUUUGCUUCCCGCCCAAAACCGCUCGGAGAGCAAAUCAUCACUAUCAAGGAGUUCUACCAGCACUUUAACAAUAUUCCCACGGAGUCGUUGAAGCUGCGAGACUCGAUACAUCUGUUCCAUGUGGGAAUCAAGCCGCUAUGGGAAGACCCGAGGAACACACGCGGAGGGGCGUACUACUUCCGUAUCCCCAAAGACAUUGCGGAGCAAUUCUGGCAUGAGAUGUGCUUGCUUGCGGUGGGUGAUGUGCUCCAGGGAGCCGUGGAGACAAAGCGGGAGUCAUUCAAUGACGAUAUUUGCGGAAUCUCUUAUUCUGUUCGCUGGAACGCUGUGCAGAUCGCAGUGUGGAAUCGUGAUGCCGACAACGAGGCUGGGAAGGAGAAGCUGCUCGCUGUGAUCUUGGAUAAGCUGUCUGAGGAGCUGAGACCGAAGAAAGAGAGCUACUGGUACAAGGCUCACAAGGAGCACAAGGGCUUCAUCGCGCCUGGUGCAGCUUAA
Messenger RNA from Westerdykella ornata, 714 nucleotides. RefSeq names its product translation initiation factor eIF4e. Lineage: Eukaryota; Fungi; Ascomycota; Dothideomycetes; Pleosporales; Sporormiaceae. The record is from RefSeq and is a predicted model, not a curated record. Gene Ontology annotation, biological process: translational initiation. Gene Ontology annotation, molecular function: translation initiation factor activity; RNA 7-methylguanosine cap binding. Gene Ontology annotation, cellular component: eukaryotic translation initiation factor 4F complex. The coding region runs from base 1 to 714 and encodes 237 amino acids. The transcript has 2 exons.